Messenger RNA from Penicillium vulpinum, 1194 nucleotides. RefSeq lists its product as uncharacterized. Lineage: Eukaryota; Fungi; Ascomycota; Eurotiomycetes; Eurotiales; Aspergillaceae. The transcript is spliced from 2 exons. The record is from RefSeq and is a predicted model, not a curated record. Bases 1 to 1194 code for a protein of 397 amino acids.
AUGAGAACUCAGCACAGCAGAGGAACAAAGUCGAGGCACCGCACGCCUGCACAGCUAGAGAGGAAGCGGGCCCUGAACAAGGCAAGACGAAGGCUCAAGAGGCAUGAAGAAACUGCAGAGGUGCAGGAGAUGCUGCAGGAGCUGCGAAGCUUACGUACAGAGAACCAAUCCCUUCAUGCCUCCAUCCAAAGCCUGCGUCACUCACUUAACACCGGCGACUUGACUCAUUGCUGUUCACUCCAGAUUGCCGAUGAGAAGGACCUUUGCCAGGACUUGCAGGGUAUCUGUCCAGGGCCCUGUCCUCCUACCCCUUUGCGGUUUGCUGCUGACACCUCUGGCUCACUACUAGACAAUUUUUGCGGAUCAGAGUCCAUAAUGCUACACGCUGCAUCCCCUAAAUAUCCUCGCCAUCAGACCCCUGUAGCUCCCUCUCAGCCACCCCGCAGCGUAUCCGGGAGUGUUAUGUCACUACUUUUCAGUUCUCCGUCGCCUUCAGAUAUGCGAGGAAGCCAUACUGAGUGCGUUUGCAGACCUGCAUGUCAUGCCUGCUUUGAAGAAUGCUUUGAGGAGACAUUCUAUGGUGUACUAAUAGGGGCACAAUAUCCAACGUGUAAGGUUGGGCAACCGCCGCCAAUUCCCGCCAGCCCUCUCCUCUCGGACCUGCUCUUUCUGGACGAGGGCAAGAAUCCCGUGACCAAGAUUCUGAACAGAGUAUUGAGGUCACCACGGAUAUCCAAUGUCAAAUUAAGCGUCUUGUUUGGCUGUUAUAUCAUCUUCUACAAGCUACUUCGGACAUGUAACGAGAUGAAAGCUGAGCAUCUUUCAAUGCAGUAUCGUCUCUUUCCUUCACUCGAGACAUUCAAUGAUGUGCCAAAGUGGCUCCGACCAACCGAUGCUCAAAUCAACCAUCCACUUCCAAUCUUUAUUGACUUCAUUUUCUUUCCCCAGCUCCGCAACGCUAUGGCCUGUGGCAAGAUAGAUUACGUGGCAGCGGAAUUUGUGGAGCAUUACAAUGGCGCGAUAAACAGCAGCUGGCCAAACGAGAAAAGCUUGAUUGUUGCCGGAGAAGCCAACGACGUGAUUCUAGAUUCGAGCUUUGAGGCACAUGCAUUAAAUCUGAACAGUUGGACAUCAGAUCCGGUAUUUGUUGAAAGAUGUCCUAGCCUAGCACAUUUAGUGGAUAUUAAAUACUAG